GGACCCCAACCUCGUUCUUUGUUGAGACUAGUGGAGUUUGGGGGACAAAAUUGUGCCCACCAGGGAGAAACCCGUACGAAAGUUUUUUGAUUUUUUGAGGACAAUUCCGGCCGAAAGUUGGAAGGCCGCAUACCUCUUGCAGCGGUUGUCUUUCUUUCUCGCCGGAGUUCUUCGCUACUGUCUGCCAGUUUCUAGAAUCUGGCCUUCUUGGAGGAGCCGCUGGGAUAAAGGUUUUAUUUUGUCUUUAGUUAUAGAUAUACGAUGUCUGAUUUCUGAGAGGCAUAAGAAUAUGUGGACUUUUAUCUUUUCCAUUGAAUAUAUUUGUUAAAGCUUCGGAUUUAUGAAUUAAAGAAAAAAAUCUGAAUGUAUGUGUUUGCGAAACAUCCAUUGAAGCUUAUGAUUUUUUGGAUUUGGUAAAGCUUUGAAACAAUUUGCCGAAGUGUAUGAAUUUUGACAUUGCUAAAAGGAAAACUGUGCAUCUGAAUAUAUGUAAUUGCAUAAGAUUUUGGAUCUGUGAUUUUCCGAUUGCUUCUGAAUUUAUGAAAUUGCUAAAGCUUGAAACAAUUUACUCAAGCUUAUGAGUUUAUGAAGCUGCAAAAAGGAAAGAAUACACGAAGUAUAUCUGAAUUUAUAGAUUUUCUAAAGAUUUUGAAUUUAUGAAUAAAGCUUUGGAAGAGUUUUCUAAAGCUUCUGAAUUUUUUUCGUCUUCUUCUUUUGAAUUUUAUAACAUUUCCUUUAUUUUCUUUGGAAGCUCCAGAAAUUAAAAGUAUAGUUUAACUCUGUUUUAUGGCAGCUGAUUUUUUUUUCACAGUGAGAUUGAGUGGUUUUGGUGUUUUAUAUGUAUCACGAGCUUUACCCCUUGAGAUACCUGAGACUGAAAUAAAAGCUCUACUCUUACAUCAAUAUAACUUAUAUAAGUAUGCAAUUUAUUUAUAUAAGUUAAGGAUGUAAACUUCAUUGAGUCAAUGACGAAAGAUGUAAAUGUUGUUUUGCUGGGAUGUGUUACCAAUAUGGCAUUAAGGUGUGCAUCUCUCACUCUAGUUUAGCGUCGCUUAUAUUGUGAACUUUUGGUCUUAACCUUUUAAAGCCAACUUUUUAACUUAGGCUCUGCCAUCAGCUUUGGCUAAAACUUGAACCCACCUACCAAUAAUGUAGUAUGAAUUCCUCACUAGAUGGCAUUAGGUGAUUAUGAUAGUUCUGCCCCCUUUAAAAUUUAUGAUAGCUUACUUCAAUCUUGAUGUCAUUUCUUGUCUAUUGGACGUAUGAGUCCGAUCGAGCCCACACAUGGUUUGGCAUGCCAGGUCUUUUUGUUUUAAGGGUCACAAGGCUCCUAGAGUGGAUAGCUUUAUCGUCCGUUCUUGGUGUUCACAGUUUCAGGAUGCUGAUGUUGAUAGUUGGAUAUGGUUUGCAAUACAAAAGGAAGUAUAAAUGUUUGAAUUAGACUUGGAAGGGCGUCGUCGGACCUGUAAAUACAAGUUAUUGGCACCGUAGUGUUCAUUUGUUAGCCUAAGAUCCAUCAAGUUGGGCAUGUAAAUGUUGAGGAUGAUAUGGUUCAUUAUUUAUUGGAAUCGUGUCUGGAUCUGGAGAGUUUAUGGAUAGAGUACUCAUAUUGUACGAAGAAUGUCCGAGUUGUUGCACGGUUGCACCAAACUUGAAACAUUUGAAACUACAUUGCUGCGAGAUCCAAAGGGUGGAGAUAAUCUGUGCAGCUAGUCUUGAAACAUUUUCAUACAUGGGAGUGAAGGGAGUCGAGUACUUUUUGAAGAGUGUUCCAAAUCUCACUGGACUAUGCCUCGGGGGAUGCUUCGCUCUCCUUUCUUCAUGAAUCUUACAAACACUCGAGUUAUUCUGUUCAUUUGACAGACCUGAACUUGGGUCUUUCUCCCAUGGUUUGCUUGACUGGCAUUGAAGAAUUAUAUAUUUAUUUACUUGCUACAAGUAAUAAUUACCGAUAUUCUUAACUUUGGCUUUUGUUUUUCUUUACAGGACUUGCAGUCCUUGAGAAUAGCAAUUCCUCUUGACACUAUUCUCUUCUCUCGAGAAGCUGACUGUGGGUAGCAAUUCGCCAGUUGGGCGAAGUAUUCUUUUCUUCACUUUAUUGAUCAAGGCCUCUCCUCGCUUACGCGAAUUCAAAAUCACAGUGAACGAUCUCUCCCCACCCCACUAUAUGUGUGUGUGUGUUUAGGGCUUGACUAUUCUUACAUGAAGAUUAUUUACACCAUUUUGACAUUGAGAACUCAAAAUAUUGCAACAUUACUAUAAGCUAAUGAAAUGAAUACAAGUAU
Messenger RNA from Cuscuta campestris, 2285 nucleotides. The record is from the annotation of a GenBank genome assembly. Lineage: Eukaryota; Viridiplantae; Streptophyta; Magnoliopsida; Solanales; Convolvulaceae.